Messenger RNA from Ceratotherium simum simum (southern white rhinoceros), 613 nucleotides. The record is from RefSeq and is a predicted model, not a curated record. NCBI's taxonomy places the organism in Eukaryota, Metazoa, Chordata, Mammalia, Perissodactyla, Rhinocerotidae.
CCUGUGCCCCCUACUCCAGGCAGCCUCCCCAGCCCCCGCCUGGCGUGUGAUGCCCGGGCCCUUUGUCUGCCCAGGGGGCCGGGUCCUGGAGGUGGGCUUCGGCAUGGCCAUCGCAGCCUCCAGGCUGCAGGAGGCCCCCAUUGAGGAGCACUGGAUCAUCGAGUGCAAUGACGGCGUCUUCCAGCGGCUCCAGGACUGGGCCCCGCGGCAGCCACACAAGGUGGUUCCCUUGAAAGGCAUGUGGGAGGAGGUGGCGCCCACCCUGCCAGACAGUCACUUUGAUGGGAUCCUGUAUGACACAUACCCGCUGUCCGAGGAGAAGUGGCACACGCACCAGUUCGACUUCAUCAAGGCCCACGCCUUCCGCCUGCUGAAGCCGGGGGGCGUGCUCACCUACUGCAACCUCACGUCCUGGGGGGAGCUGAUGAAGUCCCAGUACACAGACAUCACCACCAUGUUUGAGGUGCGCCGCCCCGCCCACCCCGGGCGACCCGGGCUCGCCUGUGACCUGGGGCGGUCCGGGGCUGAUCUAGGGUGGCCGCUGAGCCUCCACUGGGGAACCAGGCAGGGUCCCUCCCGUGUCCUCGGGAUCCAGGGACAUGGCCAGCUGUGA